CACACAUAACAUUGUGGAAUAUCCUUGGAGCACACUUGCACGCAUACACCGGUUCCCUUUCCCCGGGGCAUCUAUCUAUCUACCCGAAUCCUCGACUGCAAAAGGGAAGAGAGCCGCCUAGGUUCACGCGAACCCCGUCCUCGCGUAUCGUGUCGUGGCCUGGGUGACUUACCCUAUGUACCUGGCUUUUAGGAAAGCUCUGUCGACAACACCUUCGUCUGUCGUUUCCCUGCUCUCGCUUGUUUCCGGUCACUGCCUCCUCCCAGUCGUUGCUAUCUCCUCAGAGCGUGACUGCCACUGGCUGAGCCUUUUCUGGGACGAACAACAAGAGCCACCUGAUCAACCACAACUGGGUUCGAUGGUCUGCUGGGGAUCGACGCUACCAUUACCGGUUCUGGUCCUUAUCCGCGCCGUCCUUCCCUCUGAUGGUCGCCCUCCCUGCAUUGCACCUCUAGAUUCAUUCGAGCGCUCUCGAGAAGGAACGGCAAUGAGUAAAGUCUUCUAGGAUUUGUCGACCACCCAUCUGGAGCUGAAUCUCCCCUCUGCUUCUGUCUCGCCUCGGCCAAAAAUCGACAACACCUCGGACUUCCAUCACAUCAAACAUCUACUACUCACCUAAGUUGCUUCUCCUUCCCAACGACAAGUUGUCCGCGCGGCGCCGCCAAACAUCCUCGGUGCCCCUCCUCCGAGUCGUUACCUAUAUUUGCGCCACCCCCGAUCCCGCGCCCUGCACAUCUUCUUACGAGCCAGCCGCCGCACUCUUCGGCCACGGGAGGCUUGACGUAUCUAAACGCCCCCUCGCUGACUGUCCGUGACAAUGACUUCGUCAGCCGCGCCGCCAGCCGAUGACUCUCAACGUCCCUUGGCAGAAUCCAUCGCCGCCGCGACCCGGUCCGUCCACGCGAAGCUUAACAGGUUGAUCAUUGCCCGUCUGCCUCUGGCGACCCCUCCCCAUGCCGCCGACCCGUCUAUCUACGUUUCCGGUUUGCUUCACAUUACGCCAGUGUAUGCCACCUUCGAAUCACUAUGGAGGACCAUCGCCGAAUCACCUCAGCCUUCUGUAACUGGAGUGCAAAGAGACGACUGGCUAGACCUCGCUUCGCCUGAAUCAAACGCUUCAUUGAAACACCCAGCUCUUCUUUGUGAGCGGACACGUUCCAUCUUAACGGCGCUGUACUUGCCGGGACUCAUGCGCUCUGACCGGCUGCGCUCCGACAUUGGAGCCCUUACAGGAUGGUCUCCUAAGGUUGUCGAGGAGCAACUGAAAGCUGUCGCGGAAGCAGGACGACUGGCUGAGUUUACGCACCACGUGAAGCGCACCAUCGAGAAGAAGCCGCACGUCUUGAUGGCAUACUCUUACAUCCUUUUCAUGGCCCUUUUUGCUGGGGGAAGGUUCAUCAGGGCGGUUCUGGAGUCUGCAGGCCCGGAAUUCUGGGGUCAAGUGCCAGCACCGAUUCCGCCCUCUCAGAAAAGUUGUCAAGCACACGACCCGUUGACGGCUGUACCGUCAUCCGCCGCCAUGGGACCAGUGGACCUGAUGAGGGGCGAUCAUAGAACGAUUCGUGUCGGCACAAAGCACUCUCGUCAUUCCCUCCCACUUGGCUUUUUCCAUUUCGCGACUGUUCUGGACGGCGAGGAUCUGAAAGCGGAGUUUAAGAAGCGGUUGUCGGAAUCCGAAAGUCUGUUGACCCCUCAGGAGAGGAACGAUAUUAUCCAGGAGGCGGUAUGUAUCUUCGACAACAUGCUGCUCCUUGUCGGGCAACUGGACGACGUCUGCGAAACCAACCUUGAAGAUGGGUCAGCUGCGCCGCCUUGGGCAUCUUUGAUGUCUGGUUGUCGUCUGCGCGACAGCUUGGCGGUCGCUCGAGAAAGGAAGAGGGGAAAAACGGCUUUGACAGAACCCGAAGCCAGCGAGAGAUCGAGUUCAAUUAUUUGCAAGCACGCAAGGCAAAAGACUCCUGAAACCGCAGACACACAAGGUCUGAAUGACUUGGAGAAACAGCCACCCGCAUAUUGUCCGGCAUCCAAGUCUGUAAGAUUCGGGCCGAAGCUGCCGGUGCCGCACCGAAAGGAGGAUAGCAAGACACGUCCGACCGUUGGCACGACUGAUGUCGCGGCGUCCCAGCAGCGGCUGCUGCCUUGCUCUUCCAUGUAUUUGAUAUCCAACAUCAUUCUCGUGGUUGGCCUUGCAGUGGUUGUCAGCAUGGUUUUCUUUUCUAGAAGGUUGGUGGACAAAAAUCGGACGAUAGAGGAAGAGUGGUAGAUGAGAUGGAGGAUUGGGUCUGCAUCAUGAGGCAUAGAGUGACGAGCUUGGCGUUCCGGGGUGUAUUCUUUUUUGCCCCUAUUCAGGAUACCACAUGGGAUAGAUAUACGAUACCCCCUUAUUUAGGUCCCCCCCCAACCGUGUUUUUCUCUUUCCCGAUUUCUUCUACUUUUCCUACCGUGCUAUGAC
Molecule: messenger RNA, 2452 nt
Organism: Colletotrichum destructivum
Lineage: Eukaryota; Fungi; Ascomycota; Sordariomycetes; Glomerellales; Glomerellaceae
Product: Putative hem oxygenase
Exons: 1
Coding region: 818-2263 (481 amino acids)
Biological process (GO): heme oxidation
Molecular function (GO): heme oxygenase (decyclizing) activity
Source: RefSeq, a predicted model, not a curated record